Molecule: messenger RNA, 1224 nt
Organism: Rhizophagus irregularis DAOM 181602=DAOM 197198
Lineage: Eukaryota; Fungi; Glomeromycota; Glomeromycetes; Glomerales; Glomeraceae
Source: RefSeq, a predicted model, not a curated record
UGGUUAAAUUUAAAUAAUAAUAAGUCUGGAACCCCUACAACAGUAUUAAGUUCAGCUUAUGUAUCAACAACUGAAGAAAAAUCUGUAAAGGAGGAGGUAAAGGGGGUGGGUGCGUCAAAGAAGGAAGGACUUGGUGGUAUUCGACAGUCCAAGGAAGGUUUAGUAAAAGCAAAUUUAGAAGCAAAAUCAAAGUUACUUUCACCGACUUCUACACCAAAUGCUGAAGAAAAUAUAAAAUUCAGUAUUCCCAACAUAGAUAAUGAACCGGAAUUGGAGAGACGUAUGUCCCUGGUACCCAAAGUAGAAAGCGGUAAAUUAGAUGGAAAAAGACCUAAGCACUCCAUUAAACGCAAAACUAGUCGAUCAUUGUCAGUAGAUAGUGUAGCUCGAGGUACCAACGGUAGUUCAGUUUUUGGAUUUGGUGUAGGGAUUGGUAUACCAAACGGCCGAUCCCUUGGACAGACACAGAAUGCUAGAUCUUAUCUUAGAGAGAAUACAGCUAAACCUAUUAGCUCCCAACCUCAAAGACAAAGAGCGGCAUCUAUUUCUGCAUCAAAUGGAAUAAAAAAGAUAUCAGUUACAACUCCUCGUAUGGGUAGUUUUGGUCAAUCAACUAUAACAGGGAGAAAAUCGAGCAUUGGGGGUAAUUCAAAAUAUUUAUGGAGUAAUGCCACGAUGGGAAAAAUGGGAUCUUUCAAAAUUUUUACAGAGGAGGAGGAAGAAGAAGAAGAGGAAGAACUCUUGAAUGAUAGAAAAGAAGUUAAUGUUAAUGAUUGUGAUCACAUUGAGGAGGAGGAGGAGGAAGAUGAAGAAAACAUUAACAAUAAUACAGGUGACAAAAAAGCUUCGGUUAAAGUUAAUCAAAAUAAUUAUCAUACCGAUGAAUCACCAUCAUCAUCACCUACCUCCUCCUCUCUUGAACGUGAAGAGAAAUUUCUUCUUGAAUUAGGAUGGAAAAAACCAUAUAAUAAAGAUACUGAUAGCAAAGAAUGGGCCAUUACAGAAGAAGAAAAACGAUUCUUUGUGAAUUUUGUCCGAGCUUUGAAUGGCAUUUCAGUUUCAGAAAAAAAUGAAGCUGAAGAGUUAUCUUAUAAUGAGAUUAAUUAUGCAAAAAGAAAAUGGGCGGCUUUAUUAAAGAAUUUUAAGAAUAUGAAUAGGGAUAAAGUUUUUAUGGGAUGUUAUCAAUCCAAUGGAAAACGCGUCACAUUUAAUGAUGAGAAUUAA